AUGGCCUUCUUGCGACCCUACGAGGAGUCUGACUUCGAGGCCUGCGCUCACAUCUGCCGCGCCACCCUUCCGCCUUCCCUCUCAUCAACGCCCAUAGCCACCAAGCUGUCGCCGUACCUGUGGACGCACCAGUACACGUACCUGUCGCCGGCGACGUGCCACAUCCUGGACGACGGGGCGGGGCAGGCGGUGGGGUACUGCAUCGGGUGCCCGGACGUGUUCGCCUUCGCCGAGGCGUACCCGCGCUACGUCGAGGGCCCGCUGGCGCGCGACGUGGCGCGGCCGGCGGACCUGGAGCACCGCGAGCCGUGGACCAUCCUGGACGACGGCAUGGUGGACGGGCGGCUGUCCAAGGUCAACGUCGCGGCCAUGGCGCAGACGGCCUACAGCGCGCGCUGGCUGCUGUUCGACGGCAACGAGCACCUGACGGCCCGCUGGCGCGCCACCAUGCACAUCGACAUGCUGGAGCCGUACCAGGGCAAAGGCUGGGGCCGCAAGCUGAUCGAGCGCUUUGUCGACAGUGUGCAGCAGAGCGGGGCCGACUACGGGGAAGGUGUGUGGAUCGGUAUCGGUGGGGAGAACACAAAGGUGGUCAAGUUCUACGAGAGGGUCGGAUUCCGUGUCGUAGAGAAGCCCGGCGGCAAUGCCGACGGCGGUGCGGACGGUGUCAACAUGGUGAGGGAUAUCCCGCGAUCAGUGACAUAA
Messenger RNA from Neoarthrinium moseri, 705 nucleotides. RefSeq lists its product as uncharacterized. The record is from RefSeq and is a predicted model, not a curated record. The coding region runs from base 1 to 705 and encodes 234 amino acids. The transcript has 2 exons. Gene Ontology annotation, molecular function: acyltransferase activity, transferring groups other than amino-acyl groups. NCBI's taxonomy places the organism in Eukaryota, Fungi, Ascomycota, Sordariomycetes, Amphisphaeriales, Apiosporaceae.